Zea mays is the source of this 2608-nucleotide messenger RNA. RefSeq lists its product as uncharacterized. Bases 346 to 2235 code for a protein of 629 amino acids. The record is from RefSeq and is a predicted model, not a curated record. The transcript has 4 exons. Lineage: Eukaryota; Viridiplantae; Streptophyta; Magnoliopsida; Poales; Poaceae.
AAAAAAUGGUCUGUACUGCCUCUGCGUGCCUCCCCGUAAUAAAUUCUCCCUCCCUUCCUCCUCUCUACUCUCUCUUCGCGCGCCUGCGAUUCUCUCCGCUGGGAUGCAAGAAGAAUCUUUAUCCUUUCUCCAUUUCCGGCAAGCGGCAGGUGUUGGUAGGCAGCCCAAUUCGUGUUGUAGUCUGAAGAAUUCGCUGGCGGUGGUGCAGCUUGGCUUCCUCUGCUUCUUUUUGACGAUCAACUGUCAGGGAACGUAACGUAACUACAUGGUCACAAUUUUGAUGCUGGAGCAAGGCACUCAUGGACCGGACAGACACAUCUGGAUUUGUUACCGGUGGAUCAGACGAUGAGUACCGGUUCUGCGGGUGUCUUCCUGCACCGUGGAAACCAGGCUCUCAUGGAUGAUUCUGCAGUGCCAAUUGGCUUCUCAAUGACGAGCUACACGACAGGUAACCAGUUUCAGAGUCGGAUAACAUUUGGUAUAGACCAACUGGGUUCAGCAGUGAACAAUAGCAGCAGCCAUGGCCGCAGAGGUUUCCAGAGGUGGAUUCAUGCGCCUGCUCAAGAUGAUGGGUGCAGACUAGUCCUCGGGCUGGGUCCGACGCCGGACCCAGACGUUAACUCUCCUGAUCAGCAGCCUGCCGGUGCCGGAGCAGACAAGUCGAGACCACCACCUGUAACUUUGUUUGGCCAGAGCUUCUCCUUCGCUGAUCCGGGGACGCUGAGCCUUGGGAUUCAUCAGGGCCGUAGUACGGGAGCAAAUAAACACUUGGGCGCCGGAACCAUCAUCUCUUUUUCCACUGUGGACGAGGGCUCCACGUCUGCCAGGAGUAGCUCCGGCGGCUACAUGCCAUCGCUGCUCUUUGCUCGUCGGCCAAACUGUUCGACAGCUGAAGAGGAACAGGGUUUGCUAGAUGACACAGACACAGACAACAGUAACGAUGGUACUGAACCUUCGGCAUCCAUGACGGAGGCUUCAUUUGGUGGCGUGAGCUCUGAUGCUGUGACCCUGGUAAGCAACUCUGGACAGCAGGCUCAACGCCGGCACCCCAAGAAGUGCAGGUUCAAAGGGUGCUCCAAGGGCGCGCGAGGCGCGACGGGCCUGUGCAUCGCUCACGGCGGCGGGCAGAGGUGCCAGAAGCCCGGGUGCCACAAGGGCGCCGAGAGCCGCACGGCCUACUGCAAGGCCCACGGCGGGGGGCGCCGGUGCCUGCAGCUCGGCUGCACCAAGAGCGCGGAAGGGAAGACGGACCACUGCAUCGCCCAUGGCGGCGGCCAGCGGUGCGGCUACCCUGACUGCCCUAAAGCCGCGCGUGGCAAGUCCGGGCGGUGCAUCAAGCACGGCGGCGGGAAGAGGUGCUCGGUCGAGGGCUGCAUCAGGAGCGCCGAGGGAAGGGUCGGGCUGUGCAUCUCUCACGGCGGCGGGCGGCGGUGCCAGUUCCCGGACUGCCGCAGGGGAGCGCAGGGCAGCACCCUGUACUGCAAGUCGCACGGCGGCGGGAAGCGCUGCGUCUUCGAGGGGUGCGGCAAGGGCGCCGAAGGCAGCACGCCGCUGUGCAAGGCGCACGGCGGCGGGAAGCGGUGCGUGUAUGAGGGCGGCGGCGUGUGCCCCAAGAGCGUCCACGGCGGCACAGACUUCUGCGUGGCUCACGGCGGCGGGAAGCGGUGCGCGGUGCCUGGGUGCAGCAAGAGCGCGCGCGGCCGCACGGACCGCUGCGUGAAGCACGGCGGUGGCAAGCGGUGCAGGGUGGACGGGUGCGGCAAGAGCGCGCAAGGGAGCACCGAUUGCUGCAAGGCUCACGGUGGCGGGAAGAGGUGCAACUUCGGCGACGGCCAAUGCGAGAAGUUCGCGCGCGGCCGGAGCGGGCUCUGCGCGGCGCACGACACUCUGGUGGCCUCACAGCAGCGCCGCGGUGGCGGCAUGAUCGGGCCGGGCCUCUUCCACGGCAUCGUUCGCUCUGCCAGCGUUGCAAACAUGAACAGCGACUACUCGUCGUCGGGCGUGAGCACGGUGUCCGACUGCGACGGCUCGCCUGAGGCGGCGACGAGGAGGCAGGAGCUGAUCCCUCCCCAGGUGCUGGUCCCCCGGUCCAUGAAAUCUUUGACGGCGGCAACCGUGCAGCCACCGAAGAGGAGCAGAGAAGGAAGGGUAGUCACCGUCCCCGAGGGGAGGGUGCACGGUGGUGGCCUCCUGUCGUUGCUUGGCGGGAGCUUCAUGAACGUCGACAAGCUCUGAAGCAGUCAGCGCUUGGGGCUCGAUUUGACGAUUUCUACCUCUACAACGCUUUUUCUUACCUUAGAAAAAAGUGAGAAAAUGCCACUUUUUCUAUUAGAGCUGUCAGAUUAUUGUCUGUGCAUAAAAAUAUUUUCUCGUCUACAGAUCGAACUUGUAUGGUGAAAUUUAGGGUAAUUUUGUUUCCCUUGUGCCAUCAAGGGUGAACACAUGAAUUUGUCAUGUCUUAUGUGUUGAAUCGUUCGUAGCAUUUCCGAAAGUUUUUUUUGGAUGCGAAAGCUUUACUGCUGUACUUGUUGUGAAUAAGAUUAAUGUGUAACAAUCAAACUUAUUGCUACACUGUGCUGAAUUACCAUAAGAUUGUUCCCGGUGACAA